Molecule: messenger RNA, 796 nt
Organism: Carica papaya (papaya)
Lineage: Eukaryota; Viridiplantae; Streptophyta; Magnoliopsida; Brassicales; Caricaceae
Product: protein LURP-one-related 5-like
Source: RefSeq, a predicted model, not a curated record
GAAGCUCUCUCUCUCUCUCUCUCUCUCUCUCUAUAUAUAUAUAUAUAUAUAUGUAUAUACACGUACAUACAAUACUUGUCUAUAAAAGGACGUAUUGUCUGUUGAAUUUCAAUUUCAUUUGUCUGAGCAGUGCGUAACUUACUUGGUGUUGGCAAGAUGUGGAGGAUUCAUCCAGCUGGUGAUCAUAAGAGUUUGGAGAAGGUAGAUAAUCCUACAAUUCUUACAGUGUGGAAGAGAUCAAGCAUGAGUUUCCAAGGAACAGAUGGGUUCACAGUCUUCGACACCCAUGGCCGCUUGGUCUUCCGAGUUGAUAACUAUUCCAGAAACACUCGUUGGAUCGGCGCCGGCGAUCUCCUUCUCAUGGAUGGACUCGGCAACGCUUUGCUUACUCUCAAACCCCAGAUGGUGAUGGGGAUACAACAACAGUGGGUUGCGUAUAGUGGAGAAGACGACGGAAGGCAAAGGAUUUUCUCGAUGAGAAGACGGAGAAGAAGAAAGGAGGAAGCUGAGGUUUUGAUGGGAUGCUCAGAUUCCAAAUACCAAAUACCUGAUUUCACAAUUGAGGGUUCAUUUAAGAGGAGAAAUUGCAAUAUCAAGAACUCAUCAGGAAGAAUGGUUGCUAAGAUUGUUCGAAAGAGAGUCAACUCAACAGUUUUACUUGCAGAUGAUGUGUUUACUCUUCUCCUACAACCUGGUUUUGAUGCUUAUCUUAUUAUGGCUUUUGUUAUUGUGUUGGAUCGAAUAUCUUCUCACCCGUUUAGACCACUUUUAUGUUCUUAGUAUAUUCUUGUAUAUA